AUGGGCGAUAGCGCCUCGAGGAGCUUCCAGGCUUGCUGUGACCCCGAGGGGACCGCGAACAUCGUGAGGAAGAAGAAGGCGCAGCGAGCGUGCCUCAACAGGUACCAGGAGAUCCUGAACCAGCUGGAGCAGGCACUCCAGGGCUCAGACCGCGACUGGAUCCGAGACACCGUGCAGGACUUGAGCAAGUACGACCAGGAGGUGCAGGCGAAGGGCGAGGGGCAGUUCUGGCCAGAGCUGCAGGAGCACAAGGACUACCCCCCGAUCGACGAGCUCCGGAGUCGCCUGAUGGACCAGGCGCCGCCACGGCCGCUCCACAUGGACAUCACGGCCAGCAUCAGCGACGGCAGGAGCCUCUCCCAGUCCGAGUUGAUCCUGCGGAGCCUCUUCUCCACGCUGCAGGUGGGCAGCACGUGCCGCGCCGGGCGUGGGAUCACCGUCCAGGGCGCGUCCUUCAAGUCCGGCAGCGUGGAGAACCCACUGGUCGUGACGCUGAAGAACAGCCAGACGGAGACCGUCAUGUACGUCCGCAACAUCCCCAUCUCUGCGGUCCUGGAGCGAGGAGGCCUUCACGAUCACUGGGUUGCGGUCUACCCGCCCAGAGACCCACAGAACCUGCACUUCGACGCCGCGUCUCUGCCCAAGGAGGGCGUCCCCGCCGUGUGCAUCAGCGUUUCCAUCGUGGAGGACCUCUCCAGCACGGUGGUCAUGCCAAGCCCAGGCCGGGGCAGCCUGCCGUUCGACCCCGCCCCGCGCGGCAGCCUGCUUCUGCAGGAGGACCUCGCCAGGGCGCGGCACCGCGUCGAUGGGCUGGGCAGCGCGCCAGUGGCUGCGUCGGCCGCGAUGUCGAUGUCGACGGGUGACGCGUCGGCCGGGCCUGGCGGCGGCUUCCCCGGCGGUGGUUACUCCAGCUCCAGCUCGCGGGGGAACUCGCGUGGCAUGUCCGGCAGGCUGUCCAGGGCGGGCUUCCAGUCCGUGGGGGAGCUGAACGACCCCGUCCAGGAUGUUAACGCCAAGGCGCAGCAGAUCAAGGAGAAUCUCUCCAAGAUGAGGAGCGCCAGCUUGCAGGCCAAGGAGUCCUCCAGUCGCCUGAGCGAGCAGCGGCGGAUCGCCGAGAACCUGAAGCAGCAGCUGCACAGCCUCCAGCUGCAGGUCGCCGAGCUGCGCGCCGCGACGCAGAUGCUGCAGCGCAAUCGUGACGCGCUCCGCGCGGAGGAGGCGCAGCUGCUGGAGCAGGUGCAGGAGAAGGAUCGCGUCUUCCAGGAGCUGCGGCGCAGCCGGGACGAGAUGGACGCGGAGAUCGAGAGGGCGCUGGGCGAGGGGGAGAGGCAGAGGUGGUCCCUGGAGGCCUCCUCCAGAGACUUCAGCCAGCAGCGCCGAACGAUAGCGGAGGACAUCGACCGGUCCCAGGCCCAGGUCUCGGCCUUGAGGUCGUCCUUGCAGAGUCGCGAGGAGGCGGCCGCGCAGCUCGAGCGGCAGAUCCACCAGGAUGAGGAGGAGCUCGCAGCCGAGGAGGCGGCCGAGCGGGAGCGCAUGCGCAGCCUGCUCGACGAGACGCGCUCCAGCCUGGCCGCGGCCCGGUCUGACGCGGAGGAGCACAAGAGGCGCCUGCGGUCCGCUGGCGCGAGCCUCCAGGAGACGAGCAUGCGCAUAGACAGCGUGGAGGGCGAGGCCUCAACGCUGAGGGCCGCCGUCGAGGAGGAGGACGACGGGGGCGAGAUGGUGCGCGCCACUACCACGAUGGCGGCGGACCUGGACGGGAAGGUCAGGGCCCACAUCGAGAAGGUCAAGCGCCUGGAGGACGAGCUGGCCAGGAACCGUGCGCAGCUUGGUAGCAUGAACCAGAGCAUCACGGAGCUGCACUCCGAGGCCCACGACAUGCAGUUGGCGGCCAUCCGCUGCGAGGACCAGCGCACCGACCUCGAGCUGCAGGCGGAGGCCAGGCGGAGGAGCGCGGCCUGGGCGGAGGAGCAGAACGAGGGGCUCGAGGCCCAGCUCCAGGAGGCCGAGGCCGAGUUGGCGCGCUCCGAGGAGGAGCUGCGGUCGCUGGAGCAGGCGGAGGCGGAGGGCAGGGACGGGCACGCGCGGGCGGCGUCGGAGCUGCAGGCGAACCUGGGGCGGCUGCGCGAGGAGCACCGCCAGGCCCGCGCGGCGGCGGACGAGCUCCAGCGCGAGUGCGAGGCCCUGGAGGCCUGCGCGAGGGACAAGCGCUCCCGGGUGGACGAGCGCGACUCCGAGAUCGCCCAGGCGCAGGCGCGGGUGGAGGAGCUCACGAGGGAGCUCUCGGCUGCCGCAGCCGAGAUGGCCGCAGUGGACGAGCGGGCCAAGCCAUCUCGGCAGGAGCUCGCCAGGAGCCAGGCUCAGCUGGAGGCCGCCCGCAAGCGCACCAGGGAGCGACGGGAGGACCUCGCCGCGAUGCGGCAGGAGGCCGAGGGCAGCGCGGAGGAGUGCUCCACGAGGCUGGCCGAGCUGGACGAGACUCGCGCGAGCGCGCGGCAGGACCUGGCGAGCGUUGGCGAGGCCGGGCGGGCCUCUGAGCAUCGGCGGGCAGAGCUCCAGGGCUCUCUGGCGCAGAGCGAGGACGCCGUCGCCCGCAUCCAGCAGGACAUCUCGGCGCUGCAGGCCGCCAAGCAGGACGGCGAGGACCAGGUGCGCACGCUGGCGCAGCAGCGGGAGGCCGUCCACGCGGAGCUGCAGCGCGGCGCCGCGGAGCUGGCCGGGCUGGAGGAGGCGCGGAAGCAGCGGUCGACGGACUUGGAGAGCACCAAGCGCACCGCCGACGCGAAGCACCAGGAGGCGCUGGAGCUGGAGGCGCAGAGUAGGGCGGGCGUCGAGCAGAUGGAGGCCGCGGCCGCCGAGCUGUCUGCCGCCCACGCGGAGCGCCAGCGCCUGGUCGGCCGGCUGGGCCAGGAGCUGGAGGAGGUGCGCGGCGCGCUGGAGCAGGAGUCGCAACGGGCCGCCUCCGAGCACCACGAGCGCGCCGCCAUGGAGGCCGAGCUCGAGAGGCUCGCGUCCGAGCAGCUGAGCCUGACCGAGGCCGGGCAGGACACGCUGUCCCAGACGGAGCACGGGGUCCUCGAGGCGACGAGGAGGGCCCGCGAGGCCGGGAGGCGCAGGGACGAGGUGGCCCAGUGCCUGCAGGAGGCGCAGGGGCGCCGGGAGGCGCUGGGCUCCAGGGCGGCCCUGGCCCGCUCGGAGGCCGAGGGCGAGGCCCGGCGGGCGGGCGAGGCCGAGGCGGAGCUGGAGGCGCGGCGGCGCGCUCUGGAGGCGCUGCGGCGCGAGCUGGAGCUGGCGGGCGAGGAGGCCGCGGCGCUGGAGGCGCGCCACGCGGACGGCGAGGAAGAGCUCGCCGGCUCGCGCGCGCAGGUGCAGGCGGUGGAGCACGCGCACUCGGAGCUGGAGGAACUGCAGCGCCGCCACGCCGCGCUGGUGGCCGAGGAGCGUGCGGAGGAGGAGGCGCAGGCCGAGGCGCUGGCGGAGCGCGAGAGGCGGGCGGCGGCCUCGCGCGAGGAGCUGGAGCGCACGCGGCAGGGCCUCCUGCGGCAGAAGGAGGGGGACAUCGGCAGGCAGGCUAUGCAGAUCGGGAAGCUCGAGGAGGAGCGGCGCAGCCUGCUGGCCCAGGCCCAGCGCUCGGAGGAGGAGAGGCAGGAGCUCGAGAGGGGGCUCCGCGCCCGCACGGAGGCCCGCCAGGACGUCCUCGCCGACACGCGGCGGAAGGCGACGCACUGCGACGAGCUCGAGUCCACGGUGAGCGACAUCAAGGCUGCCUCAGCGCAGCUGAAGGAGACGGAGGCGAAGAUGGAGCAGAGGCUGAAGCACCUGCGCGAGCGCGAGGAACUCCUGCGUCAGGAGUCGCAGGAGCGCGAGGGGCGAGUGCGGGAAGUCCAGCUGGAGAUGGAGGAGUCGGACCGCCAGGCCGCCGCUCAGGUGGCGGAGCAUCGGGAGCAGAUGAAGCAGCACAUCCAGUCCAAGGCGAGUCACGAGAGGGAGGUCGAGGAGCUGAAGCGCAGGCUGGCGGACGCCACCGACGGGGUUGCGGCGCUCGUGCGCGACAGCGGCCUCGCCGACGGAAGGGCCGAUGAGCUGGAGGGCUUGCUCGGCAGGGCGCGGACGGAGCUCCAGGAGGCGCUGGCCGAGCGCGACGCGAAGCGGCGGGCGGUGCAGGCGCAGGCGGCGAAGAUGGCCGCGCGCUCCGGCGCGCACGGCCCAGGCGACGUCAGCCUCGAGGUUGGCAGGGCGGCGUCCGCGGUGCGCGACCUGGAGGAGCGCCUGCAGGCCCUCAGCAGCCGCCUGGUGGGUGCCCAGGAGGAGGUGCGGCAGGGGCACGCCAGAGAGGAGGAGCUGAGGGUGGACUACCAGAACGCCAAAGAGGCCCUGAAGUGUGCGGAGGACAAGAUGUCGUAUCAGAUGGAGCACGACAGGAUCCAGCGCGACACCAUUCAGAGCAUGCUGGAGCAGAAGGCGAAGUCUGACCAGGAGAUUGAGGUGUUUGUGAUGGGAAUCCACGAUGCGGAGCAGCGCAACGCGGAGCUUCAGCAGGCCAACGCAGCGCUGCAGAGGCAGGUGGAGGAGCUGUACAAGGGCUCCCUGCAGGACUGGGCUGAGCAGGUGACCCAGGAACUGGGCACGUCUCCGGAGGCGAUCCGCGUCAGGGACGAGAUCGAGGCCUGGAAAGAGCGCGCGGAGCAGCUCCGGAAGGACAGGGCGGCCGAGCUGGGCAGGCUUCACAGGGAGCACGAGGAGGCUGUGCGGCGGCUGCGCGAGCGAGUUGCCGUGGCCCAGGCCGAGCUGGACAGCGCCGAUCGAGCGGCCCAGAGGCGUGAGGCCGCGCUGGCCAAGCGACGAGAGCACGGCGAGGCAGUCAUGGCUCCAGGAGGCGUGCCUGGCCUUACGGUGCCGCAGCGUUUGCUGCCCCGCGGCCACCAGAGAAGAAAGGCCCUCCUGAUCGGCAUCAACUACCCACAGUCUCACGCUCCGCUCAAGGGCUGCGUCAACGACGUGUGGCACCUUCACUGCCUGCUGCGGUACACGCUGCAGUACAGCGAAGAUCAGAUGCGGAUGCUAGUGGACACGGACGCGAACGCUGCUUCGAGACCCGAAAAGGCGCCCACCAAAGCGAAUAUCCUCGAGGGCAUUCAGUGGCUCACGGUCGGUGCGCAGCCGGGGGACAAUUUGCUGCUCGUCUUUUGCGGCUACAGCACGCAGCAUCCGACGAUCCCGGGCUCGGACUUGUGCGAGGGUUACCUCGUGCCCGCGGACUUCGCGGCGGACCUGCCAUCUGGCUUCCUCAGUUCAAACAGCGCCGCGCCCUCCAGAAGUACUAUGACACAGGACCUGAACCUCGCGUUGCCCGUUCUCGAGCGGAGCUUCGUGCCCUCCUCCACGGGCGGCCUGACGCCGAGAGAUGCUGGCGCUGGCUACCGGCUCGUGUCGCUCCUCGAGCUCAACGCGUUCAUCUGCAGGUUGCCCAAAAUAUGUCGCAUGUCGGUGGUGCUGGACUGUUGCUACGGGGGCGUGCCCAAUGUCAACCCCGUUAGCGGGCUGCAGCCCAGAUUUCCCAGGGUGUCUCGAGGCAGAGUGGACCAUGUCAAGCUUCGGGACUUCAUCAGCAGACCUCGAUUCCUGGAGCUGCCCUUCGUGCAUGCGCAGCACACGCCGGGGCACCUGCUGAACGCACCUCCGCAGUACCCAGCGUGUUGGGUCCACGUAUUCGCAGGCUGCGAGCUGAGCCAGUGGUGCGCAGAGUUCCCCAUCGAAGGCACCGUGCAAGGUGCGUUCAGCUGGGCCUUCAUGAAGGCGCUGGCGCAGGGCCACUUCCAUUGUGGCCUAUACCAGUUCCAGCAGAUGCUGGCCCAGACGCUGGCCAGCCUGAAGUCUCACUUCUCAGGGAUCGACAUGACACCAGUGCUGCAGCUCUCAGCCGCCGCCAGCAUGCAGGACGUCGUGCUCUGGACGUGAGUCGGCCGAAGGCCCCACGCAUGUAGCGCGUCAUGAAACAGAAGCUGUUUCACUUUAGCUAGCACGUGAGCUCGACGCAAGAGGCUGUCUCGGGGACUUGGCCGUCUGGGGCACUGCCACUCAAUCCCCUGUCGCCUCAGAGCAGUACCUCUCCUGCUUUUCCUCCUCUUCUUCCUCC
Molecule: messenger RNA, 6136 nt
Organism: Prorocentrum cordatum
Lineage: Eukaryota; Dinophyceae; Prorocentrales; Prorocentraceae
Source: the annotation of a GenBank genome assembly